UCAACACGUCCGCCAGUCAACACAUCCGCCAGUCCGCCCCGCGCUGCGGAGGCGGGGAUUGCGUGUCCCCCGGACCGCGCCUCAUUUUCUGCCGUAGGUGCGACUGAGCAGGCGCUCGCCGACACUUUUCCUUCUUUGGGAACGGAGUUAUCAAGACGACCUCGGAGAGUUCUGCAGAAGGGGCCCAGAGACCUAAGUAGGUGAACGUGCGCCCUUAGCUAAAUACGCCUACAGUUCGGUCUGGACGCGAGAGAAUACACGUUCCACCCACUUCUUAGGUGCUGCUCUCUCUUAAGAGGAAAAAGGAAGAAAGAGGAAGUUCAAGGCCUCGGUCCCGCUAGGCUCCGGCAAUGGCGAAGAGGACGGCUGGCUGCGUGCGGUGGGGCUCCGGGUGGCUGCUCCGCGUUCUGAUGUCGCUGUUGGACCUGGAGCAGUUUCAGCUAAUAGCGGCCACAGGUUUACUGCAAGUGGAGAUGGCGGGGAGGACUCAGAUGGUUUUCUUGAAUGAAAAUGUGACUAUCUCUUGCAAGAUCCCUGGUUCCCCACACCUGGACAUCAACAGUAUAGGUAUCACCUGGUUUCAAAAGACUGGAACUUCUGAAACUGACACCAAACUGUUUGAGUAUUUUGGAAACCACAGAGAGGCAUCCCAACGUGGAGCCAGCGUGUCUCUACGAAGUCUGCAGAGGGGAGAUGCCUCAUUGCAGCUGCCUGGUGUCCGGCUGGAAGAUGCAGGGGAGUACCGCUGUGAGCUGGUGGUUACUCCUCAGAAGGCACAGGGGACUGUCAGACUGGAGGUUGUAGCUCCGCCAGUCAGCAACUUGUCUGAACAAGUCAUGAUGAAAGAUAACGAGGACAAACAUAUUUUGUGUAUAUCAAGUGGGUUCUACCCAAGGCAUAUUAACAUCACGUGGAAAAAGUGGACCCAGAAGGAUCCCCAGUUCCGGGAGUUUUCUCAGAAUAUCACCACUGACCACAUAGUCGAGAAUGAGGAUGGUACAUUUAAUAUCACUAGCCACCUGAGGCUGAAGCCAUCUCAGGAAGACAAUGGGACCAUCUAUCAGUGUGUGGUAUGGCAUGUAUCCUUGCCCACAAUCCAGAGUUUCAACUUCCACUUGGUUCUACAUCCAGAAUCUGAGAAGAAAACUUACCAGUUCUAUAUUGACAUGAGCAUAUUAAUCAUUAUUGGACUGAUUAUUGGACUGAUCUUUAUCGGACUGAAAAGGUCAGUAAAAUGCUGGAAAUGCUGCCUGCUGGAGGAUGAGGAGAGAGGGUCUGCGCUCAGUGUUGUCCAAUGUUGUCCAGUGUUCAUGACAGGACAACGGCCUGUAGUCCGCCAGGCUCCUCUGUCCGUGAAAUUUUCCAAGCAAGAACACUGGAAUGGGUUGCCAUUUCCUUCUCCAGGGGCUCUUGCCAACCCAGAGAUCGAACCCAAGUCUCCUGCAUUCCAGGCAGAUCCUUUACUGCUUGAGCCGUUGCGGGAAGCUGGAGGAUGAGAGACACUGUAAUCGGAGACUUCUGGGGGAUGAGACCCCCGAAGCUGGAACUGGAUCAGAUGACCGCUUCCUCAGUGCAUCAACAAAUCUAGCUGAGA
Odocoileus virginianus texanus is the source of this 1594-nucleotide messenger RNA. It is a transcript of the gene NCR3LG1, whose product is annotated as natural killer cell cytotoxicity receptor 3 ligand 1. The record is from RefSeq and is a predicted model, not a curated record. Lineage: Eukaryota; Metazoa; Chordata; Mammalia; Artiodactyla; Cervidae. Gene Ontology annotation, cellular component: MHC class I peptide loading complex. Gene Ontology annotation, molecular function: MHC class I protein complex binding; TAP complex binding. Gene Ontology annotation, biological process: peptide antigen assembly with MHC class I protein complex.